AUGGGCCCGGGUGAAGGGGAGGAAACAAGUGUCUGGGCAGUGAAAGGCCCCAAGCAGGUGACAGCUGACCAAGGCAGCUUGCUGGCAGUGUCCUGCAGCUAUGAGCCAGGCUAUGAGCUCAAUUCCAAGUACUGGUGCCGCCAGAGCUUCCUCUGGUUUUGCUGCACCGACAUCAUCCAAACCAGUGGCUCAGAGGUGAUGGUGACACAGGGCAGGGUGUCCAUCAGGGACAACCACACAGCACACUCGUUCACGGUGACACAGAGUGGAGUCACGCUGGGGGACGCAGGCCGGUACUCCUGCGGUGUGAAGAGGAAACUGUGGUUCAGCACAUCCCACACCACCAGGGUGAUGGUCUCUGCAGCUGCUUCAACCACAACUGAAGGCAGCGAUGUGGGCUCCAGUGGCCGUGGGGAGCCUCCAGUGCUGUACCAGCUCAGUGUCACCCACCUGCUGCUCCUCCUCAGCUUGAAAUUUCUCAUAGCCUUGGCCCUGGUGUGUGGGGCAGCCUGGAUGAGGAGCCGGCGCUGUGGGGUGGUGGGCUGGCACAGAACUGUGCAGGGAUUCGUGGGGGAGUCCCUCUCAGUUACCUACAAGUACCGGCCCGGCCAGGAGAUGAACCCGAAGUUCUGGUGCAACCCGGGAACAUUUUAUACCUGUGCUAAGGACAUCAUCAUCACUUCGGAGUCACAGCCCGUGGUGCGGAAGGGCCGAUUCUCCAUCCGGGAUAACCGCACACACCUGGUGUUCACAGUGACUGUGGAGGAUCUGACAGAGGAGGAUGCGGGAAUCUACCUCUGUGGGGUGCGAACGGGAAGGCUCCAGUUUGAUCGGGGUGAUGAAGUGGAGGUGAUCGUGUUGCCAGGUCAGUCCCUGCACAAUUCCACCCCAGCAACAGUGACCACAGCGCUGGGGGGCCGGGGACAGACUACGGGAGGAGGUGUCACCCUGAGCGAGGGGAGAUGGAGAGGGACAAAGUGCCCUCCUGGCACCCGCUGCAUCCGUCGCUCCUUCACACCUGCAACUCCGACGCUCCAGCCGGACGCUCCGCAGGGAACCCGUGGCUCCUUCCGCUACUUCCCGGUGCUGGCCGGGCUGCAGCUGCUGGCGCUGCUGGCCAUGAGCGCGGCCGUGCUCUGGGUCAGCCUGCGGGGCUGA
This is a messenger RNA of Pipra filicauda (Wire-tailed manakin), 1158 nucleotides long. RefSeq lists its product as uncharacterized. The coding region runs from base 1 to 1158 and encodes 385 amino acids. Gene Ontology annotation, cellular component: plasma membrane. The record is from RefSeq and is a predicted model, not a curated record. NCBI's taxonomy places the organism in Eukaryota, Metazoa, Chordata, Aves, Passeriformes, Pipridae. The transcript is spliced from 5 exons. Gene Ontology annotation, molecular function: transmembrane signaling receptor activity.